ACCACCGCGGCCCUACUACGAUCCCGCUGCUUCGCUGUUCGUAUUGACCACCUUCCAACAGUCUAUCAACACACCUCGACACGGUCCGCCCACACCACAAACUUUCCUACGAGACCCAAAUGUCCACCGCCUCCAAUCGGCGACUGGAUAGCCUCCAGCGCCAGGAGCGCCCUCGAAGGAACACGGUCGGAAAACACCCCAAACGGCACAUCACCGCACAAGAUUCAUACCUGUACGCUCUUCGCGUCGCCUACCUCGCCUACCUCCUGCAGCCCCGCCAGAAGAGGGUUCAACAUGUCGCGGCUCCCAAGCCUGUUCAGCGAUCGUCCACCUCCGUUACAGAUCUCGUGGGCGAUUUCAAGCUCAUUAGAGAUAGCAAAAGCACGAGAUUUCCACAUGGCUUCAUGAGCGAAUUGGACAAGCGGAUAACGGGUGUUCUGAUCGGCAAGGAGAAGCGCCCGGAGUACUCAGAUGCGUUGGUGAAGCGAACAUUCGCCGUCUUCCUCAACGAGUUCAAGGCGCCCCAAUUCCGAAAGUCGAUGGAAAAGGAUAGGAGAGUGGAGGACCUACUGUUGAUUUUCUUUUCGAGCGCUACCAAGGAAUUGCAGAAAGGGAAGCAGCCUGGCGACGAGAGCUGGAAGCUCAUGGUGGACCGACACGUCGCCCUAUUCGUGCGAUUGAUCAGUUCCACCCUCAGAGACCACGACUGGGCCCGAGACCGACCCGAGUUGAGUUUGCGGUUGAAUACGAUGGAAAAGAAGCUUCUCGUGCACGAUCAAGACCUUUCGGCCGAGCAUCAACGGAACGGAGGCGCAGGAGGUUCAACAAUUGAAGUCGAGGUACCUCGCAGUUACGAAGUCAAGGAUAUGCCGCUGGUUUUGGUCGUUUCUCGAAUAUAUGCCAUUUCAUACUCGGACGUCCAGGCGGAUAUCAAUCGCUACAAAUCGGUGUGGACAGAGAAGGCGGCACUACAGGAUCUGAAAACGUACCAGGCACAUCUGAGCCUCAUGAGCAAGAAGACCCUCAACAGCGAUGACUUCGACCUUGAGGAAGCAUAUGAGGCGUGGAAAAAUAACGAGAUUCCAGAUCUGUCACAAAUGAUCCUGGCCAUCGUGCAAUCCAACCCAGAGUUGGCAAAAAGCACCCCCGGUGGGAACUUGCCUCAAUUCAAACCCCAUGUUUCCGCGGACCCCGCAAGUCGUGAUCCAUCAAGGAACUCAUCUAUAGGCGGGGAGAACGGAUCCUCGUACGUCAUUGACCAGCCGGUGGACAUGAGCGGUCUCAAUAUCUCAGACGAUACGGCAAAUGAUGAAACGGCAUACACUUUUGUACCUCCAGAUACACGGCAGUACUACCGCGCCAUCCUCAAGGAGGCGCUGACUCACGACCUUGCAGACACCGAGCUCCAACCCACCGAAGCUACCAGUGAGGCCCCAUCCAUCAAAUUACUAUCAAAGCAAUCUGCCGAACUUCUGAACGAGAUUGCCCUGCGAUGGCGGCUACCCCAAUUCUCAAGGCUUAUCCUGUUCCUGGACGUGAUCAGGGAGAAGUACCAAGCCCAAGAGAUUGAUCUUGACACAUUGGAUGCUGCCUUCAACUAUGUUAAGGAACCGCCCGCGACCGAUAAAAAGUCACACAGGAUGAGUCAAAUACCCGAAUCGAUGUGGGACCGAUCGAAGUGGACCAUCGCGGACUAUGCGCUCAACCAACAGAUAUUGCAUGCUCUCCACGAAGCACUGCUCAGAGAACUGUUCGAAAUUAUGCUCAUGGUCUACGAUUCUAAGACUCCUCCACUAGGCCCGGUUAUGUACGUCCUCAACAAUCACAUAUAUGACGAUCAAUUGUUCUCUGCAAGCCAGGAAGAGUUGGAUGCGUAUACGGAACAAUUACGCGAAGCCCUUUGCCAACGGGCCGCGGAAGUGUACCGGGAGUUGCUAGCGAAGCAUAUUCCUGAACUGAAAGAGCAAUGGGAGUUCUAUCACGUCAUCGAGCUUGGCCGUGCUGUAGUCAAACUCUGUGAGAGGAUACAGAAACGUUACCGAAAGAAUCCAGAGAUCAUGGGCGUGAGCCCGAUGAUGUGUCUCGUAGGAGAGAUGUUCCCAGCAUAUGCGGCCGAUGCAAGAGACCUCGUGGCUAGAAUCAUGGAUGUAGCGCAUAGUAGGGAGGAAGAGGUGCCGAUCCAGGACGGUUUCGAUCUCUACAAAGAGCUCGUCGAGAUUCGACGAAUCCACAGUGACGCUUUGCCGAACCGAACAUUCGCAUUCCACAUUGAAGGAAUGCUGCAGGAUUUCGUCUGGCGAUGGAUUGAAAUGACCGAGGCCAAUCUCCCUGGUUGGGUAGAGAAUGCGUUCAAAGCCGAUCAAUUCCAGAUACAGUCUCAGAACAGCCCACCUAUGGACGACGAGCGUCACAGCGUUUCGGUUGUCGAUAUCUUCCGGUCCUUUAAUCAGAGUAUCGAGCAGAUUGUGUCACUCAAUUGGGAUGAUGAUCUCCAGUAUGCGAAAUUUAUGACCACCAUAUCUAAGGCGGUUGGCCAGGGACUUGCACGAUAUUGCGACCUCGUAGAACAGAAGUUCAGCAAAGAAAUGGAUCGUUUAACGCCCGAACAAGAAGCUGCCGCAAAUCAGACCCGACAGGAGAAGUGGAUCUCUAUGGCAAAGGAUCUCUACGCCCAAAAGGAAAAGAUUGAACCUUUCCAAUUUUGGCCGGAAUCACUGGUUAAGCUCAACAACAUCGAAUAUGCGAUGCACAAGCUGGACAAGCUAGAACGCGAGAUCAACGUUGAUGCUUGUGCGGAGGUUAUCCAUAAACACGCACCGCCCCCUGCUCAGCGGGCUCGCGGUCCGAACAAUUACGUCUUCACCAUCAAGAUCAUCGAAGCUGAAGAUCUGAAAGCCUGUGAUAUCAAUGGUCUAAGUGAUCCUUACGUCGUUCUUGGCGACGAGUACCAGAAACGUCUCGCAAAGACCCGUGUGAUUUACGCCAAUCUUAACCCACGAUGGGAUGAAACGAUUGAUAUCACAACCCAAGGCCCCCUGAACAUCAUUGCAACUAUCUGGGAUUGGGAUACACUAGGAGACCAUGACUGCGUUGGCCGUACCUCGCUCAAACUAGAUCCUUCGCACUUCCGAGACUUCAUGCCUCGUGAGUACUGGCUGGACCUCGACACCCAAGGCAGACUGCUUUUGCGUGUAAGUAUGGAGGGCGAGCGAGACGACAUUCAAUUCUAUUUCGGAAAGGCUUUCAGGACGUUGAAGCGAACAGAAAGGGACAUGACUCGAAAGAUCACUGAUAAGCUUUCUUCAUACAUCCAUCAUUGUCUGUCACGGCGGGCGCUCAGAGCCAUGCUCAACAAGGGCAUUAGUGUCUCAUCCGUCUCCAGCUUCUUCCGCACAGGCGCUCGUCCUCAGUCAGUCAUCCAAGGCCCGACUCAGCAAGACGUUACCAGGGCCUUGGAACCGCUUUUUGACUACUUCAACGAGAAUUUUGCCAUCAUGAAAGAAACGCUAACUGAUUCGGCUAUGAUUAUGGUCAUGACACGACUGUGGAAGGAGGUCUUGGCUACAAUCGAAUCUCUCCUUGUUCCCCCGCUUUCCGACAAGCCCUCUCAGCAACGGCCUCUAACGCAGCAGGAACUUGAUAUUGUGUUCAAGUGGCUGAAGUUAUUGUUUGAUUUCUUCCAUGCGGCAGAUGAAGACGGCAACUCCGAUGGCGUCCCCAUGGAUAUCCUAAAAUCGCCUAAAUAUCACGAACUCCAGAACCUCAACUUCUUUUACUUUGAAUCCACCGAUGACCUUAUCCGGACAUCUGAGUCUAUGGCGGCCGCCAAUGCGCUACGGCAGCAGGAACAGUCAGCACGGCUGAAUCGCAUGUCUGCACCGGCAAAUAUGGGCCAUCAGUUUGGAGGUGCUGCUGGCCUUCUUGGCAUGCCUACCAGAAAGCACAAGACCAUAAUGCUGAGCAGGAACCUGGGUACGAUGAAAAAGGCGAAGGAAGAGAAGCGAAAAGAAGCCCAAGCGGACCCCAACGACGACAUGAUCUUGAGGAUCCUCCGAAUGAGACCCGAGGCUGAGCGAUAUCUCAAGGACCGCAGCAGACAGAAGGAACGACUAGCAGCUGCGCAAGCCGCAGAGAUGAUAGUGCGGCAAAGUCUCAACGCUGGCGGGGGACGCAUGACCGGCACACUACCUCGACGGUAGAGACAUCAUGAUUACCUUUCUGAUUUUCCCUUACUCUUCCAAGGUCCUUCCAUUUUCCUCACUGUGUCCCUGCCUUCUAUACGGCCAUGAUUACGAUAGGAUACCUCUGCAUC
Molecule: messenger RNA, 4312 nt
Organism: Aaosphaeria arxii CBS 175.79
Lineage: Eukaryota; Fungi; Ascomycota; Dothideomycetes; Pleosporales
Exons: 5
Coding region: 120-4199 (1359 amino acids)
Source: RefSeq, a predicted model, not a curated record